GUGACGUCACGUGCAUACCCUCUGAAGUAGCGUCCUCAUUCUGGAGUACUGCUGUACUGCAUACUUAUCUGUGCGCAGCGCAGUGCGUACUGUAGUACGCAAGCGAUCUGCGCCUGUGUGCUGGAGAGAGGGGGAUGGGUCAUUGAGUUCAUUCGCACUACAGCAGAUCCGCUGUCUCUCUCGCUUCAGGAAUAUGUGUCAGAUGGAUGGCGAGGCGAAAAACAAGAGCUUUUAAAACAUGGUGCAUACGGUACGCGGCUCCGCGCUUCGCUUGACCUUUCAUCAGGACAAAGGAAGUCGAUGAGCCGCUCCUGCCGUUUCCAGGUCAGCCGAGGAGACUCGCCGGUGCUCGAUAAGCGGAAUAAUACCGAGCGAGGCGAUGAAGCGCCGUGAAUGAUUAUGGCCGAUAGUCACCGAAGGGACACGGACAGAGGCAGAGGCAGGAUGGCAUCAGGAUACUCGCAGCAGUACGCGAGCGGCAAAGCGUCAGACAUACAGGAGCUGGCGUCCAAGCGCGUGGACAUCCAGAAGAAGCGCUUCUACCUGGACGUGAAGCAGAGCACCCGCGGACGCUUCCUGAAGAUCGCCGAGGUGUGGAUCGGCCGAGGCCGGCACGACAACAUCCGCAAGAGCAAGCUCACCCUCUCCAUGUCCAUGGCGCCCGAUUUGCGCUACUGCCUGGGCAACUUCAUCGAUUAUUACGCGCACAUCGGGCUCCGAGGAUGCCAGGCGCCGGAGGGGCAGAGCAACGGCAAGGGACGCGCACCGGAGCCCCGCCGGAGAGCAGCGGAUCCGGCGGCGUCCCCCAGCGGCUCUGCCGCGUCCGAAGAGCAGACGCACCGGGUGCUGAAGAGCGAGUUCAUCGAGCGCGACAACAGGAAGUACUACCUGGACCUGAAGGAGAACCAGCGCGGCCGGUUCCUGCGCAUCCGGCAGACCGUCAACCGAGGACACGGGAGCAUGGGGUACUACGGGCAGGGCAUCGAGCAGACCAUCGUGCUGCCGGCGCAGGGCCUGAUCGAGUUCAGAGACGCGCUGUCGCCAUCACUUAUGCACUUCGGGAUUAUCGCCAUCUAUGGUUGA
Sinocyclocheilus rhinocerous is the source of this 1083-nucleotide messenger RNA. RefSeq names its product purine-rich element-binding protein gamma-like. The coding region runs from base 394 to 1083 and encodes 229 amino acids. The record is from RefSeq and is a predicted model, not a curated record. NCBI's taxonomy places the organism in Eukaryota, Metazoa, Chordata, Actinopteri, Cypriniformes, Cyprinidae. The transcript is spliced from 2 exons. Gene Ontology annotation, molecular function: RNA polymerase II transcription regulatory region sequence-specific DNA binding; purine-rich negative regulatory element binding; DNA-binding transcription factor activity, RNA polymerase II-specific. Gene Ontology annotation, cellular component: nucleus. Gene Ontology annotation, biological process: regulation of transcription by RNA polymerase II.